Messenger RNA from Fukomys damarensis (Damara mole-rat), 2305 nucleotides. It is a transcript of the gene Dld, whose product is annotated as dihydrolipoamide dehydrogenase. Lineage: Eukaryota; Metazoa; Chordata; Mammalia; Rodentia; Bathyergidae. Gene Ontology annotation, molecular function: flavin adenine dinucleotide binding; dihydrolipoyl dehydrogenase (NADH) activity. Gene Ontology annotation, cellular component: oxoglutarate dehydrogenase complex; mitochondrion. Bases 98 to 1627 code for a protein of 509 amino acids. The transcript is spliced from 14 exons. The record is from RefSeq and is a predicted model, not a curated record.
GUGGUUGCGCAUGCGCAGGGCGGGGAGACCUUGGAAAAGUGGUGGCGGCGCUCAGCGGAGGUGAAAUCGGUGGCGGAAGGGAAGGUACUGAGGGAAAAUGCAGAGCUGGAGUCGCGUGUACUGCUCCUUGGCCAAGAGAGGACAUUUCAAUCGAAUAUCUCAUGGCCUACAGGGAGUUUCUGCAGUGCCUCUGAGAACUUAUGCAGAUCAAGCAAUUGAUGCUGAUGUAACAGUGAUAGGUUCUGGUCCUGGAGGAUAUGUUGCUGCCAUUAAAGCUGCCCAGUUAGGCUUUAAGACAGUCUGCAUUGAGAAGAAUGAAACACUUGGCGGAACAUGCUUGAAUGUUGGUUGUAUUCCUUCUAAGGCUUUAUUGAAUAACUCUCAUUAUUAUCAUAUGGCCCAUGGAAAAGAUUUUACAUCUAGGGGAAUUGAAAUGUCUGAAGUUCGCUUGAAUUUAGAGAAGAUGAUGGAGCAGAAGAGUAAUGCAGUAAAAGCUUUAACAGGAGGAAUUGCCCAUUUAUUCAAACAAAAUAAGGUGGUUCACGUCAAUGGAUACGGAAAGAUAACUGGCAAGAAUCAAGUCACAGCUACAAAAGCUGACGGCAGCACUCAGGUUGUUGAUACAAAGAACAUUCUGAUAGCUACGGGUUCAGAAGUCACUCCUUUUCCUGGAAUCACGAUUGAUGAAGAUACAAUAGUGUCAUCUACAGGUGCUUUAUCUUUAAAAAAAGUUCCAGAAAAGAUGGUUGUUAUUGGUGCAGGAGUAAUUGGAGUAGAAUUGGGCUCUGUCUGGCAGAGACUUGGUGCAGAUGUGACAGCAGUUGAAUUUUUGGGUCACGUAGGUGGGGUUGGUAUUGACAUGGAGAUAUCUAAGAACUUUCAGCGGAUCCUUCAAAAGCAAGGCUUUAAGUUUAAAUUGAACACAAAGGUUACUGGUGCCACCAAGAAGUCAGAUGGAAAAAUUGAUGUUUCUAUUGAAGCUGCAUCUGGUGGGAAAGCUGAAGUCAUCACUUGUGAUGUACUCUUGGUUUGCAUUGGUCGACGACCAUUCACUCAGAAUUUGGGACUAGAAGAACUUGGAAUUGAACUGGAUCCCAGAGGUAGAAUUCCAGUCAAUAGCAGAUUCCAAACUAAAAUUCCAAACAUCUAUGCCAUUGGUGAUGUGGUCGCUGGUCCGAUGCUGGCUCACAAAGCAGAGGACGAAGGCAUCAUCUGUGUGGAAGGCAUGGCUGGUGGUGCCGUGCACAUUGACUACAACUGUGUGCCGUCAGUGAUUUAUACGCACCCUGAAGUUGCCUGGGUUGGCAAAUCAGAAGAGCAAUUGAAGGAAGAGGGUAUUGAGUACAAAGUUGGGAAAUUCCCGUUUGCUGCUAACAGCAGAGCCAAGACCAAUGCUGACACAGAUGGCAUGGUGAAGAUUAUUGGGCAGAAAGCAACAGAUAGAGUGCUGGGAGCACAUAUUCUGGGACCAGGUGCUGGAGAAAUGGUGAAUGAAGCAGCUCUUGCUUUGGAAUAUGGAGCGUCCUGUGAAGAUAUAGCUAGAGUCUGCCAUGCACAUCCGACCUUAUCAGAAGCUUUUAGAGAAGCAAACCUGGCUGCAUCAUUUGGCAAAGCGAUCAACUUUUAAAUUAGAAGAUCUAUUUUCUUCUGAAAUCUCCUGGAAGCUUUUGUAGAGGUCACAUUUGUGAACAAGAUGUGCUCACAGUUCCAAGAAUUUCUAGGACUGAAUUAUGAAACUUUUGGAAGGUAUUUAAUAGGUUUGGACAGAAUGCAAUAAUCUUGUUUCUAUAUUUUAAAUACUGUUUCAGUACAUUAACGUUGCAGGAUAAAAGCUACAUAUAGUAGCAUCCUGAUUGAUUUUCAUCAGUCCAUAUCUUCAUGCUAUUUAUGAAAGGUUCAGCUCCACUGAAUUAACGCCAAGUGGCACUUAUCUCUAAUUCUGUGUCAUUGGCGGAGUUGGGGUAUGAUGUGUGAAGGAAGGUGAUCAAGUUAUUUUAAAUUUGGUUUUCAUAUUGGAAACAAGUCUGUUACUAGCACAAGAUCUAAAUAUCUAUAAACCAAACUCAUGUAAAUAAAGUGACCAUUUCUCCCUUGUUUUAUUUAAUUCCUAAGUUCUUAUAGUUUAGAGGUAGAAUUUAUGUGUGUAAGGGUUUUUGAGGUUCUUUUGAGGUCUUCAAGUCGGAAGGGUAGUUAAAUAGUUAUAGAAAUUAAGUCUGUCUACAAAACUCCAAUAUUAAAUAGAGACUCAAAUGUAUUAUAGUGAGGAAUACAAAUACCAAAAUAAACAUCUUAUUCAUUUACUGGU